CCCAGGCUGGGGGAUGACCGGCCGUGCUCUGCGCUCAGCCCAGCCUGCGCUGCCCACCAGCACCUCUGUGCUUGCGGAGAACUCACCCGCUGCCUGGCCAUGAGCACCACGUUUCUGCAGACCUCUUCCUCCACCUUUGGGGGUGGCUCUACCCGGGGGGGUUCCCUCCGGGUUGGGGGAGGCAGCUUUGGUGGGGGGAGUCUCUGUGGGGGCGGUGGAAGCCGCAGUAGUUUGGCUUCUGCUAGGUUUGUGUCCUCCGGGUCAGGAGGGGGCUAUGGGGGCGGCAUGAGCUGCAGCUUCGGUGGAGGGGCUGGUAGUGGUUUUGGGGGCGGCUUUGGAGGUGGCUUUGGAGGUGGCCUUGGAGGUGGCUUCGGCGGGGGCUUCGGCGGGGGCGAUGGCAGCCUCCUCUCCGGCAGCGAGAAGGUGACCAUGCAGAACCUCAACGACCGCCUGGCCUCCUACCUGGACAAGGUGCGCGCCCUGGAGGAGGCCAAUACUGAGCUGGAGGUGAAGAUCCGAGACUGGCACCUGAAGCAGAGCCCCAGCAGCCCCGAGCGGGACUACAGCCCCUACUUCAAGACCAUCGAGGAGCUGCGGGACAAGAUCCUGGCGGCCACCAUCGACAACUCCCGUGUCAUCCUGGAGAUUGACAACGCCCGGCUGGCGGCGGACGACCUUAGACUCAAGUAUGAGAACGAGCUGGCCCUGCGCCAGAGCGUGGAGGCCGACAUCAACGGCCUGCGCCGGGUGCUGGACGAGCUGACCCUGGCCAAGACUGACCUGGAGAUGCAGAUCGAGAGCCUGAAGGAGGAGCUGGCCUACCUGAAGAAGAACCACGAGGAGGAGAUGAAGGAGUAUGGCAGCCAGCUGGCAGGCCAGGUCAACGUGGAGAUGGACGCGGCACCAGGCGUGGACCUGACCCGCGUGCUGGCCGAGAUGAGGGAGCAGUAUGAGGCCAUGGCGGAGAAGAACCGGCGGGACGCCGAGGCCUGGUUCUUCAGCAAGACAGAGGAGCUGAACAAGGAGGUGGCCUCCAACACAGAGAUGAUCCAGACCAGCAAGACGGAGAUCACAGACCUGAGGCGCACGAUGCAGGGGCUGGAGAUCGAGCUGCAGUCCCAGCUCAGCAUGAAAGCAGGGCUGGAGGGUUCACUGGCGGAGACUGAGUGCCGCUACGCCACGCAGCUGCAGGAGAUCCAGGGGCUCAUCAGCGGCCUGGAGGCUCAGCUGAGUGAGCUCCGUAGUGAGAUGGAGUGUCAGAACCAGGAGUACAAGACUCUGCUGGACAUCAAGACGCGGCUGGAGCAGGAGAUCGCCACCUACCGCAGCCUGCUGGAGGGCCAGGACGCCAGGAUGGCUGGCAUUGGCACCAGAGAAGCUUCCCUGGGAGGUGGUGGUGGCAAAGUUCGAAUCAACGUUGAGGAGGCAGUGGAGGGGAAGGUGGUUUCUUCUCGCAAGAGAGAGGUCUGAGUGCCCGGUGCAGGAGAGACGUCCCUCGUCUCCUCCUCUCUCCCCAGGCUGGGUGGAGGACUGGCCAGAGGGGCCAGAAGAGCAAACCCCAGUCCCUGCUUUCAGAGGAUCCAGAUCUCCUUGUUGGGUGCUUGGCAUGCUCCCCUUCGUGCUCCCCUCCAGCUCUCCCCAUCCGCUUUUGAGCAGGGACAGGCAAGAAGCUGCUGGAUCGUGUA
This is a messenger RNA of Leptonychotes weddellii (Weddell seal), 1685 nucleotides long. The record is from RefSeq and is a predicted model, not a curated record. Lineage: Eukaryota; Metazoa; Chordata; Mammalia; Carnivora; Phocidae.